CAUGCCACUAAUUUCGAUUAUACGGUUCCUGAUAUCUUUUAUUAUAUGCGAAAUGUAACAUUGAAAUUACUAGUUUUUUUAUUAAAGAUUAAUGCACUUUAGAAGUUCGCUUUUCAAAGCUAUUUAUAUUAUAAUUUCAAACAAUUUUUUCAUAUAUAUUUUAUUGAGAAAUUCUUUUCAAUUAAUUAUUUAUUAAUAAUUAUCACAAAGAAUAUUUCAAUUUUAAAAAGAAUAUAUAAAGACAUAGAGAAUAAUUCGAGAUAUUACAUAAAAUUUUUCUGUUUUUUAAUAUAUAAAAACUGUUUACGAUACAUAUUUGUGUAUAUUUAUCUGUAUGUAUAUUUUAAUAAUUAAAAAACUAUGUUUAAUUUUAAUUAUUAUCCAUAUAAAUAUGAAAAUAAUAUGAAAAUUUCUUAAUUUCUAUUAAUAUACAUUACAUUCUUACAUUCUAAGAAAGGAAUUAAUUGUAAAAAUAUAAUUCUUGCGAUAUCAAUAUUACAGAGUUUUACUCUUUGUGGUGUUAUGUUGUAGUUUUCAUUCUCAACCACUUUAUAACUUUCCCCUUUCUCCUACCCUUUUCUCCAUAGUACAGUAUGCUUCCAAGGAAAACUCUCAAGUAUGAGAAAAGUUGUCGGCUAUAUUUCAUGGUCGGCGAAGGAAGAGAAAGGAAUGGGGAAAGAUCCGGUGUCAUCUUCGCUGCUCGUUAAUACUUUCCGUGAUUUAUCGAGAUUCCCCGAGUGAGUAAUGACCGACUUCUAGUAAAUUUUUAAUAUUAAAUUCUCUAUUCAACUAUGAUAUAUAUAUAUAUGUAUAGAAUGAUGAAAAUUUUUCUUAUAUACGUAUAUUAACUAUUUCUCGUUUCGUUCUUUUUAAAGUUACAGCUACAAAAUUGCGACCAAUUGAAGGAAUAUCAUUGAAACUCAGAAAUCAGAUAAAUAUCUACACGCUUAAAAGAAGAAAUUAUCCGAGUUGACUCCUUUCUAAUCGAAAUUUAUUCGAACGACUGAAACAAGCGACCUCUAAGCGAUCGUUUAACAACGUUUGACGAUCUAUAAGCGGCAAGUGCAAGGUGCACUGAUCGUGAUUGUGGCGAAGGGCUGGUUACACAAAAGGUGGAACACUCGAGGUCGAAGUGCGGAAAGCGAGGCAUGCAUAUUCAAACGCGGGAGGCGCAGACGUAGUCAUAGGAAUAAUAAAAAUUCGAGGGUUGAAAUUAUUUAGAUUUAUGCCCGCUCUCUUGUUCCGGUGCCGGGCGGUGACGAGAAGCGAUUCGAUUCCGGGGAACAAAUUUCAUGCAUUAUUCAGGACUCGCCGCAAUGCACCCCAGUCAAUGGAACCGAUCCUUUGGAAAAAGUCGUUUUUAAUCUCUCGUCGCGUUCCAAUAAUGCACAUGCACCACCCGCUCACCUCUUCCCCCCUCCCCCUCUACAUUCGAUCCCCCGCUGCCCCCGUUCCGCUUUCACCCCUUUACCCCGAGUGAAAGCCGUGUUUUCUGCCUUUAAACCGAACGACAGUUCGAACCCGAACAAUAAAUCGGGGGGGAGGGGAUCUAUCGGUAUCUAUCCCCUGUGAAUGUGCGCCACGUACUCUCAGUUUAGAGUUCCGCAAUUUAUUUUCCACCUCGGUGUUCAUAAUCGUUGGAUCCGAUCGUUUCAGGGAACCAACCGUCAAACCGAAAUGCAAAAGCUGCUGACGGAGCAGCUAGAGAUUUUCUGCUUAAUAUUCACCCUUUCUCUUUCUUCCUUUCACUCUUUCACUCUUCCUAUAUGUAUGCAAUGUAUGUAAUGUUGGAGCGCAAGUGUCGCACGAAAUGUUUCCCCCCCACGGCUUAUCUCUUGUUAUUGAAGAGAUUCUUCUUAACUUGCUUCGUGAAGAGUUUCACGAGUGUAAAUGAUGCAUAAAUUUGUCUCCGAGUUGAAGAAAGAAAAGAAAAAAUCGUACAAAUUUUUAUAGUUAUCUCCAAUCUGUUGUGUAUCUAGUUUAUUUUUCAUAAGUUUCGUUCAAUUCUGUAUUUAUGAAAUUAUCUAACUCGAUGUUAAAAUUUCGUUACUUUUCAUGAAUCUCCAAUUCAAAAUUGUUAAAAAGCGAUCGAUCAUAGAGAAUAAAAAUGGACACAUUAUCGGAGUAAAUCGGUGAAUGUAAAGUAAAAAUGAUGAAUAACGAAACGAAUUCACGAAUAUAUGUUUUAAACCGUAUUCAAUUUUCAAUCAUUGUCGCAUAAUAAAACAGUUUUGACCCCAAAAUGCUAUCCAACUAUUUUUCGCUUCUCUGGGGAGCGCUGUUCUUUCAUAGUCAGAUCAAUAGGAAAUUAUUGUUUGUUUCUUUACUCGUUGCGCUCUUAAUUAAUCAUUCCACAGAGAAUGGCUUGUAAUCGCCUUACGAUGGAUUAAUGGAUCUGCCAGUUGUCACGGAGGUAGAUUCUGUUUCAUUAUUUUUAUCUUCACGAUCGAGAUGCACGCUCGAGCACGGUUUUUUCGUAGUUCUUUCUCCGUGCACAAAACACAAUGGAGAACGGUUCUUAUUCUUGCGAUUGUUUCAGUGAUCUUCCUGUCAAUGGACGGGAUUUAAUAACGAGCCAGAAUGAAAAUCGAUACAUCGAUUUCGAACGAGGAAUCUUCGCGAGAUCUCAGCUUUUCUGGAGUGGGAGACUCGGAUGAUAAAUAUCCCGUUAAAAAGGUAUACACGGUUUCAGGAGCGGAAAAGCCGUUCAUCGAAGUGAACAAAGAGGAGCUACCGAUCACGCGCUACAAAUUAGUCGAAGCACCUGUUAAGAGAGUCGGAUCGAAUGAUGUCAUUGUGAUUCCAGAGUCGAGCCGCAAAAUAGCGAAAAUUGAUAGGAGCAACAAGGUGAAGUGAUCUUGAUGCUUCGUUAAUCACGAUACCACGUUUGAAAUUGACGAUUUAAAUUUAGUAUGUAAAAUAAUUUUGGGGAAGAAUAUCAUUUAUACGAUACGAAAUUACUAAUCGUUCGUUUUCUUCACAAGGAAAAAACGAAUAAUCUGAUUUUAAAUUUAUUACGAUAUUUAUUAACAUAAACUUGAUUCUCUGAUAAAUAUAUUAUUCAUAAUAUAAAAUUUCAUCUAUACUGUAUACAAUUGACAAUCUUCUUGCAAACGAUCUUCUCUGUUUCGUCAAUUAUAUAAAAUUUCCUUCGAGGUCUUUCAAAUAUUCGUUAUUAAAAAAACAUCAGAAAGCAACGUUUAAUUUUCCAAUAAAUAAAAUUUCCAAUGGAGGGGGCGUCGCAUCUUCGUUCGUUUAAUCGCGCGCGAACAUCGGCCACGAAAUUUUCCAUUCAACUUUUCCUUUGCAAAUGAGACGGCGGAUCGAUAUCUCCCGUCACAGAUUUGCCCUCGUCCCUAAAAGCCACGUAUCUCUUGUCAUUCCGCGCACACACAUCGGGGACUCGGUGUUCCCCUAAUUGUCCUCUGUCAACGGCCGCGUCAAAGAGAGGCCUGUCGACUGCACGAGGAGAGGCGAAACUAGCGUCUCGAUCGACGAGGAAGGAGAGGAGAC
Molecule: messenger RNA, 3513 nt
Organism: Apis cerana (Asiatic honeybee)
Lineage: Eukaryota; Metazoa; Arthropoda; Insecta; Hymenoptera; Apidae
Source: RefSeq, a predicted model, not a curated record